UCUGAAGUCUCGUCCUGCAUGUUACCAAAGGAUCGCUCAGACUGCAUCAUCCAAUGCCCCGAUCAGGGGACAGUUCGGGUUUCGAAGUGUUCGAGCAAUCAUGAGCGCUGGAGCCGUCUCGACCUCGUCCGACCAUGCGCUAACAGCCCCAGCUCCCCUCACAGAGGCGAGCGGCUCGGAUUCGAUCUCUGGUUCGGCAGCAUAUGCAGCACUGAGUCCGGCGGAGGCCAACGAUGCCAUCAAGUCAUCCUAUUCCAAGCUGGCUAAAAUCGGCGAAGGAACGUAUGCCUCCGUCUUUCUCGCGCAGCAUCUUCCCACCGGUCGCAAGGUCGCAAUCAAGAAGAUCAAAGUUCUCAGCUCCAAGGACGGACUGGACGUGACGGCGAUCCGGGAAGUCAAGUUUUUAAAAGAGCUCAAGCAUCCGAAUGUGAUUCAGAUGUACGAUGUCUUUUCGUCAGGCAGCACGACGCCAUCGCUCAACCUCGUGCUCGAAUUCCUGAGCUCGAAUCUCGAAGAGUUGAUUAAGGAUCGCAGCCUGAUCUUCACGCCUGCAGACAUCAAAAGCUGGAUGGCAAUGACUUUGAGAGGGCUAGAAUAUUGCCACAGGUCCUGGUGCCUACACCGAGAUUUGAAACCAAAUAACUUGCUCAUUUCGCCUAGUGGGGAGCUCAAGAUUGCCGAUUUCGGUCUCGCGCGCGAGUUUGGCGACCCUUUCGCACACAUGACCUCGCAGGUCAUCACGCGAUGGUACCGUCCACCGGAGCUCCUGAUGGGCAGUAAGAGUUACAGCGGCGCCGUGGAUAUUUGGAGCGUCGGAUGCAUCUUCGCAGAGCUCAUGCUACGCACGCCAUAUCUACCGGGAGAAAGCGACCUUGAGCAGCUUACAAAAAUCUGCAGAGCACUGGGAACACCGACAGAUCAAGACUGGCCAGACAUGAAACAUCUGCCAGACUAUGUGCAGAUAGAGAAGUUCCCGAAGCAGCACAUGAGCAUGCUAUUCACCGCCGCAAAUGCAGACACGCUCGAUCUACUUUCGCGCUGCCUCACCUUCAACCCCCACUCACGUAUCACAGCAGACGAAGCGCUGCUGCACGCCUACUUCCGCAAUGCGCCCGCGCCGACGCACUACACGAUGCUGCCCAUCAAGUCCUCCCUCUCAUCCGCCACGAACGACAAGACAGCCGACCAUCUGCUCCUGUCGGACUCGGGUGUGAAUAACGCGCGCAGGCAAGCGGCGGCCGGCAGUGAUGCUGUACGGUUACGAGGUGCGGCGAAUGGCGCCAGUGCUGGACCUGGCGGUUCCAAGAGACAGCUGAAAGAGGACGAGAUCAUGGAGAGGAAGAGAAUCGCUCGGAAGCUGGCAUUUGCAUGAACUCGGUUUCAUCCAUUCAAGGCGUAUCAUCGCCACUGUAGCAUAGCCGCAUCUUCGCACGUCUGUAAUUGUACUCAUGUCGAGC
Molecule: messenger RNA, 1457 nt
Organism: Tilletiaria anomala UBC 951
Lineage: Eukaryota; Fungi; Basidiomycota; Exobasidiomycetes; Georgefischeriales; Tilletiariaceae
Product: putative KIN28-cyclin-dependent ser/thr protein kinase
Exons: 4
Coding region: 101-1372 (423 amino acids)
Biological process (GO): protein phosphorylation; positive regulation of transcription by RNA polymerase II
Cellular component (GO): transcription factor TFIIH holo complex; transcription factor TFIIK complex; nucleus
Molecular function (GO): ATP binding; RNA polymerase II CTD heptapeptide repeat kinase activity; cyclin-dependent protein serine/threonine kinase activity
Source: RefSeq, a predicted model, not a curated record